This is a messenger RNA of Sclerotinia sclerotiorum 1980 UF-70, 1449 nucleotides long. RefSeq lists its product as hypothetical. Gene Ontology annotation, biological process: macroautophagy. Gene Ontology annotation, cellular component: fungal-type vacuole membrane. The record is from RefSeq and is a predicted model, not a curated record. NCBI's taxonomy places the organism in Eukaryota, Fungi, Ascomycota, Leotiomycetes, Helotiales, Sclerotiniaceae. The coding region runs from base 1 to 1449 and encodes 482 amino acids. The transcript is spliced from 2 exons.
AUGAAGUUCUCAACUACUCUUUUGCCCCUUGCGGCGGUUUCUACUGCCUUCGUUAUUCCUGAUGAACAGAUUACCAAUCAGAUCAUCACUGAAUCUCAGACAAGUUCAAAGACAUGGCUCGAUAAAAUUUCAGAGACUAAAGACAAUGUUUUCUCCCAUGCCGAAAAAUCCUUCAAAGAUGCAGUUGCAUUCAGUGGGAAUGCUUUCGACAAUGCCAUCGAUAGCCUUUCCGAGGUUGGCGGCAAGGCCCAAAAUGUCAUUGAAUGUCAUCACUCAAUGACAAAGUUCGAUAUAACCGGCUGGUUAGACUCUGCUAUUUCUGCUGUCGAGGAUAUUGAUAUCUUUGAUCACCCUCACGAGAAGCCUCCCCACCACGGAAACCCGCACCAUCCGAAGAAUCCACAUCAUGGUCAUGAAAAGCCUAAUAGAACUGUCUACGAAUUAAUCGCUAGUAGCAAGUAUACUACCAAGCUUGCCAAGCUCAUCAACGAAUAUCCUGAUAUUGUUGAUGCUUUGAAUGGCACAAAGGCCAACUACACAGUAUUUGCACCGACUGAUGAAGCAUUUGAGAAGAUCCCAGAUCACCAUAAGAAACCUUCGAAGGAAUUGAUCAAGGCUGUCCUCCAAUACCAUGUAUCUCCAGACUUCUAUCCAGCCGGCCGUGUCCUCGUUUCGCACACUAUUCCAACUACAUUGGAUGAGAGUAGUCUUGGGGAUGAGCCUCAACGUCUUCGUAUUGGUCUAGGUCUCAAAGGGUUGGCUGUCAAUUUCUACAGCAGAGUAGUUGCUGUCAAUAUUUUCGGAACAAACGGAGUAAUUCACGGCGUCGAUUCACUUCUCCUCCCACCUCCUCCAGCUCUCAAAAUCAUUGAACUCCUUCCGGGCGAAUUCUCAACUCUUCAGCUCGGUCUCGAAAAAACAGGCCUCUUCGAUUCUAUUGCUUCAGCACCACACACAGGAGGAACAUUAUUUGCACCAAGCAACUGGGCAUUCCAAAAGCUUGGCCCUAAAAUCAAUGCAUUCCUCUUCAGCAAAUACGGCGAAAAGUAUCUAAAAGCCCUUCUCAAAUACCACGUCGUUGCAAACCAAACUCUUUACUCUGAUGCUUUCUACAAAGCCAAGUCAGAUGAUAAGAGCCUCAACCUUGUUGAUGAGAUCGAUGCUGCGGAUAUCCCCAAGGGGCAUUUCCACGUCGAUCUCCCUACCUUGUUAGAAAACAAGAGUCUCAGCAUCGACAUUGGAAGAUUUGGCGGUUUAAUCACUAUCAAGAUUAAUGGAUUUAGUACCGUUAGUGUCCAAGAUGGCAUUGCAAAGGAUGGCGUUAUUCAUGUUUUGAGCUCGGUCUUAAUCCCACCCAAGACUCCAGGUGGAGUAAUGUGGGCUGGUGAAGAAUUGGAAGUGGAGGAUUUAAUGGAGAGAUUAAUUCCCUAUAUGAAUGAGGAAUUGUAA